AUGGAGGACUGCAGUGUGCGCUCAGCCGCCACCAUCCUGGCCUCGGUGAGAGAGCAGGAGGCCCGCUUCGAGCUGCUGACGCGGGCGCUGGAGCAGGAGCGGCGCCAUGUCGCCCUGCAGCUGGAGCGAGCCCAGCAGCCUGGCACAGGUGGCGGGCAGUCCCUGCCCAUGGCCUGGCAACAGCUGGUUCUGCAGGAGCAGAGCCCGGGCAGCCAGGCCUCGCUGGCCACAAUGCCGGAGGCGCCCGAGGUGCUGGAGGAGACCGUGACGGUGGAGGAGGACCCGGGCACACCCACCUCCCACGUGUCCAUCGUCACGUCCGAAGACGGCACCACGCGCCGCACAGAGACCAAGGUCACGAAGACAGUCAAGACGGUGACCACGAGAACCCUGCGCCAGGUGCCCGUGGGCCCCGACGGCCUCCCCGUGCUGGACGGCGGGCCCCCGCUGGGCCCCUUCACCGACGGCCCCCUGGACCGGCACUUCCUGCUGCGCGGGGGCGGCCCGGCGGCCACGGUCUCCCGCACCUGCCUCGGCGGCGGCGGCUUUCCCGAGGAGCCCCGCGACGUCCCCGGCUACGGAAGCCUGUCUCGAGGGCUGGGCGUACGGCCCCCACGCGGAGGACCCCCGGGCCCGGGCCCCGGCGAUGGCUGCUUCACCCUGCCCGGCCGGCGGGAGGCCUUCCCCGUGGGGCCGGUGCCGGAGCCGGGGCCGCCGGCCGGCCGCUCGCAACCCGAGCGGUUCCAGGCAGAGCCAUACGGCUUGGAGGACGACGCUCGCAGCCUGGCUGCCGACGAAGAAGGGGCGCCGGAGCUGGAGCCGGAGUACGGCACCGCCGCGCGGAGGAGGCCGGACUGUGGGCGGGGCCUGCGCGCCAGGGCCUACGAGGACGUGGCAGACGACGGCGGCGAGCUGAUGGAGGAGCGACCGCCCUUCCCCGCCACCGCGGCGCCCCUGGCGCAGCCGGAACGCGGCAGCCUGGGCAGCCUGGAGCGGGCGGCGCGGCGCUCGCCCUCGGCGGACAGUGCCCGCAAGGAGCCGCGCUGGCGGGACCCCGAGCUGCCUGAGGUGCUUGCCAUGCUGCGGCACCCGGUGGACCCCGUGAAGGCCAACGCGGCCGCCUACCUGCAGCACCUGUGCUUCGAGAACGAGGCCGUCAAGAGGCGCGUGCGGCAGCUGCGGGGGCUGCCGCUGCUCGUGGCCCUGCUGGACCACCCGCGCGCGGAGGUGCGGCGCCGGGCCUGCGGGGCGCUGCGGAACCUCUCCUACGGCCGGGACACGGACAACAAAGCCGCCAUCCGGGACUGCGGCGGAGUGCCCGCCCUGGUGCGCCUGCUGCGGGCCGCACGGGACAGCGAAGUCCGCGAGCUCGUCACAGGCACGCUCUGGAACCUGUCAUCCUACGAGCCCCUGAAGAUGGUCAUCAUCGACCAUGGCCUGCAGACGCUGACCCACGAGGUCAUCGUGCCGAACUCAGGCUGGGAGCCGGAGCCCAAUGAGGACUCCAAGCCGCGGGACGCCGAAUGGACGACCGUCUUCAAGAACACGUCAGGCUGCCUGAGGAACGUGAGCUCGGAUGGCGCAGAGGCCCGACGGCGGCUCCGCGAAUGUGAGGGGCUGGUGGAUGCCCUGCUGCACGCGCUGCAGUCGGCCGUGGGCAGGAAGGACACGGACAACAAGUCUGUGGAGAACUGCGUGUGCAUCGUCCGGAACCUCUCCUACCACGUGCAUAAGGAGGUGCCGGGGGCCGAAAGGUACCAGGAGGCCGAGCCCGGGCCCCCGGGUGGUUCCGGGAGCGCCCAGCGCCGGAGCAGGGAGGACGCCGGCUGCUUCGGUGGCAAGAAGGCCAAAGAAGAGUGGUUCCAUCAAGGGAAGCGGGAUGGGGAGAUGGACCAGAACUCGGACACCCUGGACCUGCCCAAGCGCACUGAGGCUGCCAAGGGCUUCGAGCUGCUGUACCAGCCCGAGGUGGUGCGUCUCUACCUGUCCCUCCUGACGGAGAGCCGCAAUUUCAACACCCUGGAGGCCGCGGCCGGCGCCCUGCAGAACCUCAGCGCCGGGAACUGGGUGUGGGCCACGCACAUCCGCGCCGCGGUGCGCAAGGAGCGCGGGCUGCCGGUGCUCGUGGAGCUGCUGCAGUCGGAGACCGACAAGGUGGUGCGCGCCGUCGCCAUCGCCCUGCGCAACCUCUCGCUCGACCGGCGCAACAAGGACCUUAUCGGGAGCUACGCCAUGGCCGAGCUCGUGCGAAACGUGCGCAGCGCGCAGGCGCCCACCCGGCCCGGUGCCCGCCUGGAGGAGGAUACAGUGGUGGCCGUGCUCAACACCAUCCACGAGAUCGUGUCCGACAGUCUGGACAACGCGCGCUCGCUGCUGCAAGCUCGCGGCGUGCCCGCGCUGGUGGCACUGGGCGCCUCCAGCCAAUCGGUGCGCGAGGCGAAGGCAGCGUCGCACGUGCUGCAGACGGUGUGGAGCUACAAGGCGCUGCGAAGCGCGCUGCAGAAGGACGGCUGGAGCAAGGCGCGCUUCCAGUCAGCCGCUGCUAAUGCCAGAGGCCCCAAGGCAGCCCCGAGUCCGGGAGGCUUGGACGACAGCACGCUGCCGCUGGUGGAGAAGAGCCUGGACGGUGAGAAGCCAGGCGGCCAGGACAUGAUCCCCAUGGAGGCACUUGGUCCAGACGGCUACUCCACCAUGGACAGGCGGGAGCGCAGGGCUCGAAGCAGUGACCCCGCGGGGGAGGCCUCUGAGAAGGAGCCGUUGAAACCCGACCCCAGCAGGAAGGCUCCUCCGCCCGGGCCCAGCAGGCCUGCGGUCAGGCUGGUGGACGCUGUGGGGGACGCCAGGCCUCAGCCUGUCGACUCCUGGGUCUAGCUUGCAUGCCUGGGCCUGGGCCUGGCCGUUUGCUCUUAGGGUCUGACCUCUGAAGAGACCGCAGGAAGGGGCCUCUGGGCGCCCGUGCAGAGCCUGCUGUGGAGCUGGGAGCCCUCUGGUGGCAGGGUGGGCGGCACCCCCCCUCCAGCCCUGGCUCCCUGCUCCUAACUCCCAGGCGAGUUAGCUUCCUGACAUGGUGCUGUGUGCAGCGCGCGCCUGGGAGACCCAGGCCAGGGUGCCCGGCGUUGCUCUGGGGCCAGCGGGGCCCCCCCGAGGAGGGGGCUCGGCAGGGAGUCUGGCCCCAAGGCUGUAGGGGCUUCCCUGGGCCCUGAGCGGGGGUGGUGCCAGGGGACAGUCCCAGAGACCCUGGAGGCAGCGAGCAGGGGCUGGCUGUGCAUGCCCUGCCUGCUGCCCGCAGCGCCGGGAGCCCCUCCCUGGGCACUGUGGCCCUCGAGUAGCGGCUCUGGGACUGGCCUUUGGCAGCAGUGGAGGACCACUGUUGAGUGCCUGCUGUUUGUGACUUAAAAACCAGAGAAACACUGAUAAAAAACAUCAAUAACAAAACCAAACUAAGACAGUAUUGGUAAACAUCUAAAUUUUUGUAAGAAAAAUUAAAAAUUAUAACCAGC
Molecule: messenger RNA, 3500 nt
Organism: Budorcas taxicolor (takin)
Lineage: Eukaryota; Metazoa; Chordata; Mammalia; Artiodactyla; Bovidae
Gene: ARVCF
Product: ARVCF delta catenin family member
Exons: 18
Coding region: 1-2871 (956 amino acids)
Biological process (GO): cell-cell adhesion; cell-cell junction assembly
Cellular component (GO): plasma membrane; cytoplasm; nucleus
Molecular function (GO): cadherin binding
Source: RefSeq, a predicted model, not a curated record